Messenger RNA from Haliaeetus leucocephalus (bald eagle), 780 nucleotides. Its product is annotated as lipocalin-like. The record is from RefSeq and is a predicted model, not a curated record. NCBI's taxonomy places the organism in Eukaryota, Metazoa, Chordata, Aves, Accipitriformes, Accipitridae. The transcript has 7 exons. Gene Ontology annotation, molecular function: small molecule binding. The coding region runs from base 58 to 615 and encodes 185 amino acids.
GCAGCAUUCUGCCUGCUCUUCUCGCUCGGCUCGGCUCAGCUUGGCUCGGCGAGAGACAUGCACGCCACGCUGCUCGGAGUCCUGGGGCUGGUCCUGCUCGGGGCACUGCAUGCACAGGACAGCGUUCCCGUGCAAACCGACUUCCAGCAGGACAAGCUCACGGGGAGAUGGUACAGCAUCGGCCUGGCGUCCAACUCCAACUGGUUCAAGGAGAAGAAGCACCUGAUGAAGAUGUGCACCACAGUCAUCUCCGUCACUGCAGAUGGGAACCUGGAGGUCACCUCCACCUACCCCAAGGGUGACCAGUGCGAGAAGAGGAACAGCCUUUACAUUAAGACGGAGCAGCCGGGGCGGUUCAGCUACAGCAGCCCACGCUGGGGCAGCAAGCACGACAUCCGUGUGGUGGAGACCAACUACGAGGAGUAUGCCUUGGUGGCCACCCAGAUCUCCAAGAGCACCGGCUCCUCCACCAUGGUGCUGCUCUACAGCCGGACGAUGGAACUCAGUCCCGAGCGCCUGGAGAGGUUCACCCAGUUCUCCAGGGAGCAGGGCCUGACGGAUGAAGAGAUCCUCAUCCUGCCUCGGACGGACAAAUGCAUGGCAGAUGCUGCCUAGGCAGACCCACCAGCUGCUGCCAGCCAGAGCCCCGAGAGCACCGUGAGCUGGUGGCUGUCCUGUCUCGUCCUGUCCCCAGCGCAUCCCCAGCACCGCAGCAGCCUUUGCUCCCUGCCUUCACACCCCACACCUGUAUCCCUGUCCCCAUUAAAGCCCGUAUAAAAC